Molecule: messenger RNA, 1335 nt
Organism: Caenorhabditis angaria
Lineage: Eukaryota; Metazoa; Nematoda; Chromadorea; Rhabditida; Rhabditidae
Source: the annotation of a GenBank genome assembly
AUGGUGAGUAUCGUAUUUCUUCUUGUUUUUGUUCGGUUUUAUUCUAAUGAAUAACAUUCGUGUGAAAACUAUUUUUUUGUGUUUCAGAAGAACAAAAAACGAAUAAUGGUUCAAUGUAUGACAUUUCUUUGCAAAGUCAAUGAAAAUUAUAAUAUUUAUAACGAAGAAUGGGAUCAACAGAAAAUAUCGAAGAAACGGAAAAAUCUUUGUUGUAUUUUGGCUGCUAUAUUAUUUGGAACAUUAGCUUUGAUUAUUAUAUUGAAUUGUUUAUUCUCGCCAAAAACUCCGAAAGCAUCUUAUGAUCGAAAAAAUGAUUUCACGUUAAUGGAUAAGAUUUAUAUAUCUGAUGCAGCUCAGAAGUUACCCAAAAAAGGAAAAUUGUUUUGUUGGGUUCAAACGUCAAAGAUUUAUCAUGAUACAAGAGUUUGUUUCUUUUAUUAAAUAUUUUUUCCAUUCUCUAAAAAAUUUUUUAACCUACAAUUUUUAGUCUCUUGCAAUCAACGAAACUUGGAUUCACCGAUGUGAUCAUGGGCAACUAUUUACAUCAGAAAAAUUCAAUGAUUCUCGGAUUCCGUAUUCUACAGUAUUUGCUGGGAUCCCUGAUGAUUAUUACAAUUUGUUUUUCAAGAGUCGUUUCGCAUUUCAUUAUAUUCAUAAUCACAUUUCUGCAGACUUUGACUGGUAUUUGAAAGUGAGUCAAUGAAAAUUUUCAUUUUUUUUUCAAUUCCAAAUUGUAUUUUUUCAGGCCGAUGAUGAUACAUUUGUAAUCGUGGAAAACCUUCAAAAAUAUCUUGCUCAUCUGAAUCCCGAUGAACCUCAUUAUUUAGGAUAUGUUUUAAAACCAUAUUUGAAAAAUGGAUAUAAUGCGGGAGGAGCUGGAUAUGUAUUAUCACGAGCCGCACUCAAAUUAUUUGCUGAACAUUUGUAUUAUAAUGAAAGUGCAUGUCCAGAUGAUAUUUAUGAAGAUGUUGGAAUUGCGAGGUUGGUUUGAAUAUUAUUUUAGAAAACUUGUUAAAAAAAUCUUAUCAGUUUCUUUUCAGAUGCCUUGCAAGUGCUGGAAUAUAUCCUGAAGACACACGGAAUUCCAAAGGUCAAAAUCGAUUCAACACAUUUUCACCGUCAAACACUUUUCAUCAACUGAAAGCAAAUAUUGAAUGGGUUAAAUACAAAGAAAAUAUGGUGAGCUUUCUUUCUUAUUGCCAAAAUUAAAAUUCAAAAUCAAAAUUGUUUCAGGGUUAUGAUGCAUUCGCCAAUGAUUUGAUCUCAUUCCAUCAUUUAACACCAGAUGAAAUUCGUUUAUUUGAUAUUUUACUUUAUAGAACAAAAAUUGCAUAG